GUGGAGGGCUGGAUUUUUUAAAUUAUUUCUUAUUUGGAAUUUUUUGCCUUUUAUUUGUUUCUGCAUUUUUUUCCAAUAUGUUGUAGAUUUUAUUUGGUUUUAAUCGUUUUUUUUUUCUAGAUUUAAAAGUGGUGCCAAAAAUUGUAAGACGUUUUAAUUUUUAAAUAAAUGUUACGUUUAAUGUGUGAUUUCACAUUGUAAUUAUUCGCAGAUAAUAAGUAGUUGGCAUUGGCAAAUACUGUCACAAAACAAUAAUAAUUGCGAUUAAUCACAAUUAUUAUUGUUUCAUUAUUUUUUCUGGGUUUGCGAUUAAUUGGUUACAUUUUUUUGAAUCGAUUUCCAACCUAGUUUUAAUGAAAUUGAAUAUUUUAUCAUCUAUAAUCUCACAUGUGUAUAGCAGCCUCUAAACCUCUUACUGUUUCCCAACAUAAACCUGGCUUUUUUUUUCUUUCUUUUUUUUUUUUUUUUUGUAAAGAAAAUUUCCAUUUUUGGUCUUCCAGAACCAUUCUCAUUUUUCCAUUAUUUAAAGUUGGACAUCCAGGUCGUGUGUGGAUCAUGUAAGAUGUGCAGCCAGAGCUCCGUUCUGCUGUUUGCUGCUCGUCUGUUCCAUGAAGCCUCCGCGCUCACGAGGCAAGUUUAAACAACUCCGAUCAAAAUGAAACUGCAAACGGAAAUUAUUCGGUUUGCCAAGAAAGGCGCAGUUCUUCCUCCUUUGGUCGUUCACCUUCUGCUGCAGGUUUGUGAGCGCGCGCGUGUUUACCCCGCGUGUGCUCCUCAAACUAAUUGCCGUUUCUUUCUCUCUCUCCCCGUCCCGUCUCCUCCCUGAAUGACAGCAGAAUUUCGCCUCGCCCGGAGCGACGUCACAGUUAAGGUGGAAGAAGACAGCUCCAGACUUUAUCCCCCGGAGAAGACGUCCUCUGACGGAGAGCGGAGGAGACGCUUCAUCCGUGCGUCAGAGCGCAGAGAGCGGAGCGCGCGCGGAGGAGGAGGUGAGUGGACUGGGGGAGUUGGAGCUCCUUCUCCGGGCUGGGAGCAUGUGAUGCGCGGCGGCAGACGGAACCAGCUCCGCGACCAUGAGGAGGUCAGACACUCUUUUGGAAGCGGACACUUGACCGGCUUUGCUGCGCGCCAAGAUGCGCCCGACGGGAGCACCUGGACCCGCGCGCCGCCGCUGACGGAGAACUUUUCCAUAUCAGAGAGCUUCCCUCCCGCCGCUUCGACUGAACCUCGCGGGGGAUUCCCGCCGCGUGCAUCAUGACGGUCCGCCUGUCGCGGAUCCAGCUGGCCCUGUUCUUCAUGUCGCUCUGUCCGCUCAACAUCAUCGGACUCUGGUGGGCGGUGGGCAGUCCUCUGGUCAUGGAUCCCAACAGCAUCUGCAGGAAGGCCAAACGUCUGGUGGGGAAGCAGGCUGAACUGUGCCAGACUCAGCCGGAGAUCGUCAACGAGGUGGCCAGAGGGGCCCGGCUGGGGGUCCGUGAGUGCCAGUACCAGUUCAGAUACCGCCGCUGGAACUGCACGAGUCACAACAAGUACUUUGGGAAAAUACUUCAGCAAGAUAUCCGAGAGACGGCGUUCGUCUACGCCAUCACGGCGGCCGGCGUGACGCACGCCGUGACCCAGGCCUGCAGCAUGGGAGAGCUCCUGCAGUGCGGCUGCGAAGCAACCAGGAACAGAGCGCCUCCGAGGCCGCCCACAUCUUCCUCCUCACCUCGGGACGGGGUCAAGUGGGAGUGGGGGGGCUGCGGAGACGACGUGGAGUUCGGUUACGAAAAGUCCAAACAGUUUAUGGACGCGAGGAGACGCAGGGGGAAAAGCGAUAUCAGGACGCUCAUUGAUCUGCACAACAAUGAGGCGGGGAGGCUGGCAGUCAAGCUCUACAUGCGAACUGAGUGCAAGUGCCACGGCCUGUCGGGCUCGUGCACGUUACGCACGUGCUGGAAGAAGAUGCCUCACUUCCGCGAGGUGGGCGACCGGCUGCUGGAGCGCUUCAACGGCGCAGCGAAGGUGAUGGGCAGCAACGACGGCAAGACCCUCAUCCCCGUCGGCCACAACAUCAAACCACCGGACAGGCAGGAUCUGAUCUACUCGGACGAGUCUCCGGAUUUCUGCUCAGCCAAUCGUAAAACGGGGUCGCUGGGGACGCGGGGGCGCACGUGCAACAGCACGGCCAUGGACAUCAGCGGCUGCGACCUGCUGUGCUGCGAGCGCGGCUACUGGGAGGAGACGGUGGUGUCCGAGGAAAACUGCCUGUGCCGUUUCCAUUGGUGUUGUGUGGUCCAGUGCAAGAAGUGUUUGGUACGGAAGGAGCUGAGUCUGUGUCACUGAGGGACUGGUCACAUGACUUUUGCUUGAGAGGCGGGACUUCAGCGCUUUAUUUGACUUAUAUUUGAAACGUUUUCACUCACUGUUGGAUUGUAAGCAGAAAACCAAAGAUGCCUUUCCUGUUUUCUUUCAUCUUUAAACCAAGGACCAAACAAAGCUCACUUUCAUGAAGUCUCCUUCCACUUCAGCUGCAGGACUUCGCGUGGAUCUAAAAGCCAAGCGCUCUGCCGGGUUUCAUGAACUGCUAACAGAUGAGAACGCCAGCGGUUACUCUGUUUUUGUACUGUUUGUUAUUUAAAGUCCUUCUGGACGUUGUUUUCUACCUACUGGAUGAUAGGGAUGAAUCUGAUAUGCUGACAUGUAUGUUUGCACAGUUACCAAACAGUCCUGUUUUUGAUCUCCAAUAAUCAGAAAAUGGUUUCAUUUAAUUACCAAAAUACAAAUCUUUUAAACGAA
This is a messenger RNA of Oryzias melastigma (Indian medaka), 2778 nucleotides long. It is a transcript of the gene wnt6b, whose product is annotated as wingless-type MMTV integration site family, member 6b. The transcript is spliced from 5 exons. The record is from RefSeq and is a predicted model, not a curated record. Gene Ontology annotation, biological process: neuron differentiation; multicellular organism development; canonical Wnt signaling pathway. Gene Ontology annotation, molecular function: cytokine activity; frizzled binding. Gene Ontology annotation, cellular component: extracellular region. Lineage: Eukaryota; Metazoa; Chordata; Actinopteri; Beloniformes; Adrianichthyidae. Bases 1255 to 2325 code for a protein of 356 amino acids.